This is a messenger RNA of Vicia faba (fava bean), 465 nucleotides long. The record is from the annotation of a GenBank genome assembly. Lineage: Eukaryota; Viridiplantae; Streptophyta; Magnoliopsida; Fabales; Fabaceae.
AUGGAUGGUGGACACAUGCACGGCGGCAUGGAUGGUAUGACACACAACUCAUCAUCAUCAUCAUCAAAUGGAACCACGAAGAUACACGGCAUGAUGCACAUGACAUUCUACUGGGGAAAAGACGCGUUGAUUCUCUUCAACGAUUGGCCUGCUGGUGACACCGGUAUGUAUGUAUUGGCCUUGAUCAUUGUUUUCAUCAUGUCGGUUCUCAUUGAGUUACUCUCCCGAACCCGGUUUGUUAAACCCGGUUCGAACCCUGUAAGUGCCGGUCUGGUUCAGACGCUGUUGCAUGUACUGAGAGUUGGUCUAGCUUAUUUGGUUAUGUUGGCUCUUAUGUCUUUCAAUGGAGGCGUGUUCUUGGUUGCUGUGCUUGGUCAUGCUCUUGGAUUUCUCUUGUCUAGCAGUGCUUUCAGAAAACAACAAAACCAUGAUGAGCCUUAUGAUCUUCCUCCUAUAUCUUGUUAA